This is a messenger RNA of Lactuca sativa (garden lettuce), 621 nucleotides long. The record is from RefSeq and is a predicted model, not a curated record. Lineage: Eukaryota; Viridiplantae; Streptophyta; Magnoliopsida; Asterales; Asteraceae.
AUGGAUGCAGCGAGGAGGAAGGAAAUCGAGUUGCAAACCCAGUCCAAGAGGAAGGCCAAUGACACCUCCUCCAAGACAUCCGGAGAUGCCCAGAAAAAGCAAAAGCAGGGUGGUAAGUCAAGGUAUGAGUACCGGCCGUCUUCAUGUCAGGGCGAGAAAAAUCCGUUGAUAUGCUACAACUGCAAAAAGCCAGGGCAUCAUUGGAAGAAUUGUAGGGCUCCUCCUGCGAGUGAAGUUCCCCAGAUUACUUCUGCUGCUCCCGUCUGCUAUCAUUGCAAUGAAACGGGACACAAGAAGCCUGAAUGCCCGAAGUUGAAGGCUGGCUCUUAUUUGCUAGAUUCUGAGCCCGCUGUUGUUAUGUUUGAUAGCGGUGCUACCCAUUCUUUUGUAUCUCGCACGUUUAUUAAUCGUUUGGGGCAUAGUAUCGGAAAAUUGGCUCGCCCAAUAGUUGUCGAAGUUGCCGACAACCGCACUAUUUAUGUCAUCGAUGUUUAUCGGGGUUGCACUCUCGAGUUUUCUGGAGUUGAAUUCCCUAUUGAUCUUAUCCCUAUUGCGAUGCGAGAGCUCUACGUUAUCGUAGGCAUGGAUUGGCUUGAUGCGUUUGAUGCGGAAAUCCACUAA